Messenger RNA from Drosophila elegans, 1693 nucleotides. RefSeq names its product prolyl 4-hydroxylase subunit alpha-1. NCBI's taxonomy places the organism in Eukaryota, Metazoa, Arthropoda, Insecta, Diptera, Drosophilidae. The transcript has 7 exons. Gene Ontology annotation, cellular component: endoplasmic reticulum. Gene Ontology annotation, biological process: peptidyl-proline hydroxylation to 4-hydroxy-L-proline. Gene Ontology annotation, molecular function: procollagen-proline 4-dioxygenase activity; iron ion binding; L-ascorbic acid binding. The record is from RefSeq and is a predicted model, not a curated record. Bases 37 to 1608 code for a protein of 523 amino acids.
AAGGCCCUUUUACUAUCCGAUCUAAUCAGUUUCAACAUGACCCUGCUCGGAUGUGUUCACAUUUUCAUAUUUUUUCUAAUGUGUUGGAAAACUAAUGGAUUUGUGGAGUUAGAUAAUCGCAAGGAGUUUCUCAUCACAGAGUCUGCGAAAAUGGAUUUGAUGCAAUUGGACACCGAAUUGAUCAGCAACUUAAAGAAAUAUGCCGAAAAAGUCGAGGAAAAGGUGGAAAAACUACAGAGGCUAGUUCGGGAGAUAAGACAGCCACUGGAGGCAGCAAAGGGUAUAGAAGAGGAGUAUAUGGGAAAUCCUCUUCACAGUUUUCCUCUUAUUCGGCAUAUGUAUCAGGAUUGGAAGUAUCUGGAAGAGUUUAUGAAAAAGCCAGUCGGUGAAGAACAAAUCGAUUUUCUAAAAAAAAAACUACCAGAAUUACCCUGGCAGGCGGAUACAGAUGAAGCGACUGCCGCCAUGUUCCGAAUAGCAGAAACCUAUGGAAUGGAGCCUUGGGAAAUGGCCAAAGGUCUUAUCGAUAACGUUCAAUACAAAUCUACACUUUCAGCUCUGGACUGCUUCCAAAUUGCAAAGAUGUACUUCAAGUGGGGGUAUUUUAAAAAGUCAUUUGAGUGGUUGAAAAACACAAAAAGUCGGAUGAAGAGACUGUAUUCAGAUGUCCAUGAAGUCUUGGGAGUGACUCAUAAGGACGUAGCCUUGCUGCAGACACGAUGUUUAAUGGAAUUAGGUCUAAAAGAUCAAGCUAAAGAAGUGCUGUUGACGCAGCCCGACCUCGCAGAGAAUGCAACUGACUUGCUGGCCCAGUUCGAAUCUAAUCCCUUCAAGGCAAAUGAUUUGUCGCCCAUUUUGCCAGAUUAUUACAAAGAGCUGUGUCGUUCCUCGUUUGUUCCAAAGCCUUCGAGGCUUCACUGUCGAUAUAAUACCACCACAUCAGCGUUUCUAAUCUUAGCUCCGCUUAAGAUGGAGGAGAUCUCCCUGGAACCGUAUAUAGUCGUAUACCAUGACAUUCUGCCUGAUAAAGAUAUAGAGCAGUUGAAGCGCUUGGCGGAACCGAAACUGAAGCCCACCCAAGUGUUUAAAAAUGAAAUAGGUACAGUGAGCAGCGGACGCACCGCUUUGGGAGUCUUUUUGCCAUACAAAAAUAUGGAUCCAAAAGGUGGUCCUCUGUUAGAUCGCCUCACCCAGAGGUUACGUGAUAUCACUGGCUUGAAAGUCCACGACAGAUUUCCUGUGAAUGUCAUCAAGUACGGAUUCGGGGCUCACUACGCUUCACACUAUGACUAUUACAACGAGUCGAACUCGGAUACUAAAGUCUUAGGUGAUAGGAUCGCCACAGCUAUCUUUUAUCUUAAUGAUGUCCCACAUGGUGGUGCCACCAUUUUUCCGUGGGUAAAAAUUAAAGUACCAGCGGAGCGUGGUAAGGUUCUGUUCUGGUAUAAUUUAAAUGGAGAAACCCACGAUGUGGAGCAGAAGACGUUACAUGCCGCUUGUCCCGUUUUCGGUGGCUCCAAAUGGGCCAUGGCAGCCUGGAUACACGAAUGGGAUCAGAUGUUUAUUCAACCCGUAUAUUAUAAAGGAAAUCAAACAUUUAUGGAAUAGAUUUUACACUUUUUUCAAUUUAAUUUUAAGCGAUUAUCCUUAGUCCUGUGUGAAAAGUGGGAUCUAGUAAAAUCUGAUCAGUAGC